Fomitopsis serialis is the source of this 948-nucleotide messenger RNA. RefSeq names its product oligosaccharyl transferase subunit OST3/OST6 family. Bases 1 to 948 code for a protein of 315 amino acids. The record is from RefSeq and is a predicted model, not a curated record. The transcript is spliced from 6 exons. Lineage: Eukaryota; Fungi; Basidiomycota; Agaricomycetes; Polyporales; Fomitopsidaceae. Gene Ontology annotation, cellular component: oligosaccharyltransferase complex.
AUGCUGCUGCCUCUCCUCGCUCUUUUCCUCCUGCCUUUCUGCAUCGCUGCAUCGGCCGAGGCAGACCAUGCACAACUGGUCAAGCUUGCCGCCGCCAACAACGGCGUCAUCAGGCUAGACGAGCACUCGUACCAGCUUCUCACGAAUCCCAAGAGGACGUGGUCUGCGUCCGUCCAGUUCACUGCUUUGGACAAGAGACGGAAAUGCGGGCCUUGCAAGGAGUUCGACCCGAGCUGGAAUGCGGUCGCAAAGGCGUGGUCGAAGGUGUCAGCUGCGGAGCGCAACAGUCACUUCUUCGGGACGGUGGACUUUGACCACGCGAUGACUAUCUUCCAGCAGCUUGGUCUGCAAUCCGCGCCAGUCGUGCAAGUAUGGCCUGCUACCGACGGCCCUCGCCGUCCGGCAAACGGGAGGACCAACCCCAUUGCCCUCGACUUCUCUCAGGGCUUUGACGCCGCACCUCUCGCCGAACAACUCUCGCACUACACGCCGGUCGCCAUCCCCUACAAGGCACCCAUUGACUACUCGCGUAUUGGUAGCGGUCUAUUUGUCCUCCUGUCAUUCGUCGCUGCCCUUCGUUUCAUCUCGCCCAUACUAAAGUCGCGCUGGACAUGGGCCGCCAUCACGGUGCUCACGUCCCUUGUCAUGACUUCCGGCUUCAUGUUCGUGCGCAUCCGCGGCAUGCCGUACACCGGGCCGAAUGGUCAAUGGGUCGCAGGCGGAUACCAGUCGCAGUAUGGCCAGGAGGUCCAAGUCGUCUCCAUGAUCUAUGGCACGCUUGCAGCCGGCUUCCUGAUGCUGACAUUGGUUGUCCCGAGCCAGAUGUCACCCUCGCGUCAGCGCAUGCAGGUCUACUUGUGGACUGGCGUCAUCUUCGUGAUGUACUCCGUCCUCGUCUCCCUCUUCAAAGAGAAGAACAAGGGUUAUCCAUUCAGGCUGCUCUUGUAG